AAUCAUAAUACGAAAUCGAAGCAGACAGGAGGUACGCCCACAUAGAGCUACAGUGAAAUGUACAUCUAAAUGAUGUAAAUAGUCAUGGCUAUAAACAAGACAUGAAAAAUCAGUGAUCACGCCAGUCUUCGACAGAAUGAUGUUGACACAGGAUAGAAAAUAUGCAAAUGACAUUGGUUUAUCUGUUUCAAUACCGAGUAAUUAUGCUUCGAUGUGAAAGAUCAAGACGAAAUUUAUCAAGUUGAAAUGUUAUUUUAAGCAAAACAGCUUCAUAUAAAUGGAUAUUUGAUUGAUUUUAAAAUUGUAAUGGAAAUAAAAUUACCGAACAAUCGACUCUCGGAUAUUAUUGUAAUAAAUGGAGAUUCGUAACAACCUAAAUAUAUUCAUUUAAAUAUUUAGACGUAAAAAAACGGAUAUUAAUUAAUUUCCGUAACUGUGUUCAAAGAUGGCGUUCAUUACUUAGAUAAAAUAUUAGUAAAUUUAAGAUGGCAUUUAAAAUCGAAAGCAUUGUCACUAUUCUUUUCACGAUUGCCAUCAUCUUAACAAACACGAUAAUAUUGUUUGUAUUGGCAUGGACAGAUAGUCUAAGAAACAUAAACAAAAUAUACUUCGGAUCAUUGACUAUUGCGGAUUUGUGCGUAGGACUUUUCAUCACGCCAUUUGCCGUAUACAGUACUUUCAGCAAUUCAUGGAUAUACGAGGACGAAAUCUUCUGUCAUAUAGAAGCAUAUUUGAUGGCGAUAUUUUUCAUAGCUGGUGUCUAUUCGUUGUCAUGGAUAAGUGUUGAUCAUUAUUUAGCAAUUAGAAAACCUCAGAGACACAAAACUGCUAUGUCGACAACUCGAUCACUUUGCUGGAUCAUAUUUGCUUGGCUAGCUGCAUUUUGUUUUUGUAGCCCGCCCUUAUUUUCUAAAAUUCAACGUGCGUCGUAUUACGAUGAAAUUUUCAUGUGCUCAAUUGACCCUGGGCCUCAAAAACCUUACUUUGCAACUGCCGGAAUAAUAGUUCUUUGUCCAGCAUUGUUAGCACUAAUAUUUACAAAUUCGUAUAUUUUUACUGAACGUUUCCGGUCAAAGAAGCAUAUGUUUGAAAACAUAUUGAUUGACACUGCUACAAGACCAAAAAACUAUUUUAUGAACUUUGUUGUCUCGAUAGUUUUCUUUUUGUCGUGGUUACCAUGGUUAAUGUUACAAAUUGCAGGAACAUUCCUUGAAUCACAUUCCGACUAUCCACAUAAAGUCCAUUUUUACUUUCUAUGGAUUGCGAUUGGUAAUUCAUUUUACAAGUUCUUUAUUUAUAUGACAUUGAGCCUUGAUUUCCGUCGUGGGCUGAAGCAGUUGUGCUGUCAACGAGAGUGUAGCUGUAACCAAUGCACUGUACCUCAGAACGUCAGUAUAAAUUUGAUAACAGCAAAGACCUGAAAGUGAAAGUUCAAGAAACAAAACGUCAUUCGUUGACCUUUCUAAAUGAUUACUGCUGAAAAAUAUCCGGUGUCUUCUGAGUUACUUAAAGUACAGUUUGCAUUGGUUAAUGACAGGACACCACAUGAUGUUUUUUGUUGCAUGAAGUAACACCUGCAUAGGUAUUGUAAAAAUGGUUUAACAGAAAAAGAUCUAAUUGAUGUAUAAUUUUCUAAAUCUAAUUAAAAUACAGAUCCUAUGUCCACGCUUGGAACUCAAUGAUCUGACAACACUCCGUUCUACUUUCUUUUCUGGUAAUUAUUACAUCAGCCAGUAAAAUUUCAGCCUCCAAAUUUUUAAAGGCGUGUAUCAUUACGACACCACCAAAAUAUCGUAAAGGUCUUUUUAUACAGAAAGUAGAAUGGAGUGUUGUCAUAUCCUUGUUCGCAAAGCGAGAAUACAGGGUCUGUAACUAAAUCAGAUUGUAAUUUUCUGUACGUAAAAUAAUGUAUACAUUUGCACAUUUUGGUAUCAUUGUUGUUGUGUAAAUACAAUUAAGGAAAAAUCGUAAACGUUUAGUUAUUAUAUCAAAUUAUUGGGAAUUCUAAAAAUCCCUUUAUUUGAACAACAAUUGUUAAAUAAUGUUCAAAACUGUACUUAAAUAGUGACCUUGCUAGCUAAGUCACUAUCUUUUUAUAAAAUGACUUUGCAAUUUUUGAAGUUGAAAGUGUAAUCAUUAUUAUCUUAACAAUUACCAUCAUCUGUGCAAACAGAAUAAUGCUGUUUUAACAUUUAAAAAAAAUUCUAAAUCUUCCUGAUGCAUAAAAACAACUUGAAAAAUGUGCAGAUCAAAGUAAAACAUACUGGUUUUUCUGUUCGACACGCAUCUCUUGGUUUACCUUCAACAAGCAUGCCAAUAGCCAAAAAUUAGAACGCAAACAAUGUAUAAAUACAUGGGGUCUAGAGGUGUAGUGGUUUUUUUUAAUGUUUUUUGUUAUUAAAUGGUGCUCAAUUUUUGCAGACAUAAAUGAUACAUGUAGUGUAACGAUGAUAUAAUAGUUUUAAGAUGCAUGUACCAAGAUGAUUUUUGAAUAACGAAAAAUGCAGAUUUUAAAUGUGUACCAAAUUAUUACGAGUAGCUCAAGUUCAACAUUUCGGUGGAAGAUAUUUUUCAAGGAUGGUCAUCAUUAAGAAUAACUAUGUACAUGACUUAAAGGUUGUUAGCUCCAUGACUUCAUCUUUUUUAUCUUUACAUUACAAACUGAAUGACAGGAUGGCAUCACAUGACCUUAUGAUACUGUGCGGUUAGUGAAAAAAUCAUGGUUCAUUGAUCUUUGUCACACUGGCAGUCAUGAUUUGUUCAAGUCGGAAUCGAUUUCAUUUUAACCGUUUUUCCUGUUAACUGGCUACAUUGUUAAAUCUUAACUUGAAUGUAAAUUAAAAGUAUGACGUGGGACCAAAUAUUUAUUUCAAAUUUCUAUUCAGGGAAUGUAUGUUUGUUUUAAAGAAUAAAAUAUUUACAUUAGGAUCAAGAGUUUCCAAGAUAACGACAGAAAGCAUUAUGGCCAUUAUUACUUAUAUUUAUUUUUUCUCAGAUAAUUUCAUUUUAAAUUUUAAUGAAAUGUAAGUGAAUAUCAACGUGUUAUU
Messenger RNA from Mytilus californianus (California mussel), 3047 nucleotides. Its product is annotated as probable G-protein coupled receptor 21. Bases 486 to 1421 code for a protein of 311 amino acids. Gene Ontology annotation, biological process: G protein-coupled receptor signaling pathway. Gene Ontology annotation, molecular function: G protein-coupled receptor activity; peptide binding. The transcript has 2 exons. Lineage: Eukaryota; Metazoa; Mollusca; Bivalvia; Mytilida; Mytilidae. Gene Ontology annotation, cellular component: membrane. The record is from RefSeq and is a predicted model, not a curated record.